AUGGAAGACAACAAAAGUGCUCCCUUGAACCACCUCAACUCAAAAGAAGAUUUCCUUCGCCGCGUACAGACGGCAGACAGCGUCUUUCUUCCUCGCGAUGUGUUCGAAGCCCUUUACCUCUCUCCGGAGCGCAACGUUCCCGGAGACCUGAGGAAGAAGUUUGGUAACCCGACCCCUGCCGCUCUGAUUGGCUUCGUCAUGGCUGCAACUCCGUACGCCGCCGCAAACAUGGGCUGGCGUGGUGCAGGAGGUCUGGGAGGAGCCCUUAUCCCAACGAUGAUUUUCUUCGGCGGCGUUCUCCAGAUCCUGGGCGCUAUCGCCGAAUGGAUCCUGGGCAAUACCUUCUCCAUGUGCUUGUUCUUCACCUACGGCACUUUCUGGAUCGUCGCUGGCACCGAGCUCAUUCCCUGGUUCGGCGUCGGAGUCCAAUACUCCACCACAGGCGAUACGCUGCAUGGCAUGACUGAACCGAGCUAUUACGCUACCGUUGGAUUCUAUUACGUGGCUCUCGCCAUGCUCACCACGAUUUUUACUAUCUGCGCCCUGCGAACCAACAUCGUCUUCUUCUCUGCACUUUUCACCCUGAUCUUUGCAUUUGGGUGUGCCGCAGGAGCGUUCUGGAAUCUGGCACUCGGACAUGCGGAGACGGGCAAAAAGUUGACCAUAGCAGCGGGGGCGUUCACUUGGGCCCUGACGAUGAUGGUGUGGUAUCUCCUCGCGGUGCAACUGCUGGAAUGCGUCGACUUCCCGGUCACACUCCCAGUGGGUGACCUAUCGGGAUUCAUCAAAGGAAAGACCGAAAGAGCUGCGAAGAAGGUCGCUGGGAGCGCAGCGGACAGUGGGAGUUAGGUGAAAUGAAGGAGAUAUGUGGCGCUUCCCCCGUUCUAAAAUGCGAGGGUAUGCGAUGAGAGAACUAUGACAUCUGGGCAGGUCUGGGUAGACAGACAAGGUGUCAUACGAUAACCGGAUGUCUUAGAUGAGUGCCUAUAUCGCUGAGGAGAGAGAGUCGUCCCCGAAAUCCGACCCAGGAAGUCAGCAGCCCACGGG
Molecule: messenger RNA, 1047 nt
Organism: Cladophialophora immunda
Lineage: Eukaryota; Fungi; Ascomycota; Eurotiomycetes; Chaetothyriales; Herpotrichiellaceae
Exons: 5
Coding region: 1-849 (282 amino acids)
Cellular component (GO): plasma membrane
Molecular function (GO): acetate transmembrane transporter activity
Source: RefSeq, a predicted model, not a curated record